AUGAGGCCUGCAGCCACAACGCUCCUUCGCUCCAGUGUAUGCGCUGCCUCUGCGUCCACCAGCGGCACACGCACAGCCAUCGCCCUCCGAACUUUCGCAACCACAACCCGCACUUCCUCGGACUCGCCCUCUUCCGCACUAGACGAACUCUCCUCCUCCAUCGAGAAGCUCGCUCGUCUUCGCGAAUCCUCCUCCUCCACCAACCCUCCUUCACCUGGUACCGCUGGGGGCGUCUACAACCCGCAAGCGCGUACACCAGUCAAAGAACGCCAGACCGUCUCCGGCCGAGCCUUUAUGAACGGUCACUACUACAACCCGUCUACGCUCGCGUACGAGUCGAUCACGCAACGUCCACCCCGUCUUGCACGCCCCCUUCUCGGCCCCACAAAAGCAGAAGCAACCAAACAGGACCUCAUCCACAUCAACGGCUUGAAACCCGGCAAGCCGAGUCUGCACGAUGAUAGUUAUAAGAACGCCGCGAUCCUAGCGAAUUACGUGAGCGAGAUGGGUAAGAUCUUGCCACGAGCGAGCACGGGGUUGACGAGGAAGAGUCAGAGAGGUGUGGGAAAGGCCGUGAGGAGAGCGAGGAGUAUGGGGUUGCUGCCGGUGAUGAGUCGGGGUGGGACACGGGCGAGCGGUGCGGGUUGGAAGUGA
Molecule: messenger RNA, 654 nt
Organism: Kalmanozyma brasiliensis GHG001
Lineage: Eukaryota; Fungi; Basidiomycota; Ustilaginomycetes; Ustilaginales
Product: Ribosomal protein S18
Exons: 1
Coding region: 1-654 (217 amino acids)
Biological process (GO): mitochondrial translation
Cellular component (GO): mitochondrial small ribosomal subunit; ribosome
Molecular function (GO): structural constituent of ribosome; small ribosomal subunit rRNA binding
Source: RefSeq, a predicted model, not a curated record